Messenger RNA from Caenorhabditis sp. 36 PRJEB53466, 1242 nucleotides. Lineage: Eukaryota; Metazoa; Nematoda; Chromadorea; Rhabditida; Rhabditidae. The record is from the annotation of a GenBank genome assembly.
AUGCAAAUCCCAUUUGUCACCUACUUUGCCGAGUACCUCGGAUUCUGCGUCGCCUUCUGCGCCAACCUCACCCUGAUCUUUCUCAUUCUGACACGAACCCGUCACAACUUUGGCUCCUACAAGUACCUGAUGCUCUGCUUCGCCGCUUUUUCCUUCUGGUACUCGAUCAUCGACAUCUUGACGCAACCGGCCAUGCACUCCUACCGAAACAGCUACAUUGUCUUCUGUGCCAGUUGGUUCAAGUAUGAUGCCGUCUUGGCUCCGAUCAUUAUAAGUAAACCACUAGCUUUUUGUAUUUCUAUUUUUACUUUGUAAUGUUUAGCCAGUUACUGCACUUCCUACGGACUGACUCUUGUCCUCCUGGCAAUCCACUUCGUGUACCGUUACUUUGCAAUGAUCCGUCCGAACGAGAUCCGCUGGUUCAAGUACCCCCGUUUUCUUGUCUGGCCUCUUAUUUUCAUCGUCAUCGCCGUCUUCUGGUGGUGCAACGUCUACAUUCUUCUGAGCAGCAACUCUACUUUCGACGCCUACUUGAAUGCGACUAUCUACGAGAAUUACGAGGAACGCAUUGAGAGACUCUCUUACAUUGGUCCUCUUUAUUUUGUGAGUAUUAACGGAAAUAACGUCAUCUUAGGUUUUGUUAAGAUUGUAAAAGAGAAUAACGUCAUUGAAGUACAAUGGAGAAGCUGUCUAGGAAUGGCCAACGUCUAUGCGAUUGCGGCAAGCUCUUCUAAUCUCCCAGCCUUUCAAACCUACCCUUUCAGAUUACCACACUCGUGAUUAUAAUUUCAUUAGGCCAUGCAGUUUAUAGAAAGAUGCAGUCUGUGAAUGAUAUGAUUGCGAAAAACACAAGGGAGCUACAGAGACAGUUGUUCCACGCACUCGUUCUUCAAGUGAGCUCUUAUUCCGAGACUGUCGCCAUCAGACUUCUGAUUUCAGACCAUCGUCCCCAUAAUCUUCAUGUACACGCCCACUACCAUCCUCUUCAUUAGCCCCAUCAUCGGUGUCGAACUCGGCGUUAUUGCCAACAUGACUUCGAUUUGUCUCGCCCUCUACCCUGCUCUCGAUCCUUUGGUGGUCAUGUACUUUAUUCGCGACUACCGUACCUAUAUAUUGAGUGAGUUUUGUGAAACCAAAAUGCGAUGGUAACAAAUUGUCCUUGCAGAGAAGAUGCAUUUAUCGAGCAAAGUAUCGUCGACGGUGCGAAACACGUCGAUCACCAAGCAAGAAGAGGUCAUAUAA